AUGAUUAGAGGAGAUCCGAAUUUCGCUCAUCCAUCCGGAUAUUUGCCUGCUGUGCCAUUCUCCAGUGUGCAUCCCGAUACCCAGAGUCCCAUGUUUGAAAUCGGUCGCAACGAUGCGGCUCAGGCGAAUCCGAAGCGACCAGUGGUCGGAAACAGUGAACGCCCCAUGGCUUACAUGAAUUCGAAACCUGUGAGUAAACACGAUCGUCGACAGCGGAAUGGUGGCGUGAUUCCAGUUACACCGGGAUGCCCGGAAUUCAAGCAUCGUGAUAAAGAACUGGAGGAGGCAAGUGGUUUUCUUUCUCUUGGUUCUAUUUGA
Messenger RNA from Echinostoma caproni, 318 nucleotides. NCBI's taxonomy places the organism in Eukaryota, Metazoa, Platyhelminthes, Trematoda, Plagiorchiida, Echinostomatidae. The record is from the annotation of a GenBank genome assembly.